UUGACUCCUCCCCCUACCUCUCACCUCCCCCACCUCGCCGUCGCCGGCCGCCGCCGCCUCCCACCUCACCUCCUCUUCGCCCUCUCCCCUCCCACCCCACCACCACUCCGGCGAGCCAUCGCGGCCCUCCGCCAAAAACCCUAGGGCAACAGCGAUCGCCGGUGCGCGGGGGCGGCGGAGUCGGAGUCGGAGUCGGGGGCCAUGGCCAUGGACGGCGGCGCGGCGGCGGUGCUGCGCGAGGCCCACCGCCUGACGGGGCACACCGACCGCGUGUGGUCCCUCGCGUGGAACCCUUCCCCCGGCGCCGGCGCCGGCCCCGUCCUCGCCUCCUGCGGCGGCGACAAGGCCGUCCGGAUCUGGAAGCGCGCCGCCGACGGCGCAUGGCAGUGCUCGGAUGUGCUGGAGGACACGCACAACCGCACGGUGAGGUCGUGCGCAUGGUCCCCCGACGGGAAGCUGCUGGCCACCGCGAGCUUCGACUCCACCACCGCGAUAUGGGAGUACUCCGGCGGCGACUUCGAGUGCGUCGCCACCUUGGAGGGCCAUGAGAAUGAGGUGAAGAGCGUGUCGUGGAGCGCGUCCGGGUCGCUGCUCGCGACGUGCAGCCGGGACAAGUCGGUGUGGAUAUGGGAGAUGCAGCCAGGAAACGAAUACGAGUGUGUCUCGGUGCAGCAAGGCCACACACAAGACGUGAAGAUGGUGCAGUGGCACCCUAUCCUUGAUGUCCUGGUUUCUGUCAGCUACGACAAUUCAAUCAGAGUCUGGGCUGAUGACGGUGAUGAUGAGUGGCACUGUGUACAGACAUUAACUGAAGCUAAUAACUGUGGUCACUCGUCAACAGUAUGGGCAUUAUCUUUUAACCAGAAAGGUGAUAGGAUGGUCACAUGCAGUGAUGACCAUACAUUGAAAAUAUGGGACACAAGUGCUGAUUUGUCUCAACCAAAAACUAGUGACAACCAGGAAUCAUGGCGACAUCUUUCUACUCUCACGGGAUAUCAUAACCGGACCAUUUUUUCAGCCCAUUGGUCAAGCGAGGAUAUUAUAGCCAGUGGCGCAGGUGAUGAUGCAAUCUGCUUAUUUGCUGAGGACAAGAGUAGUAUGGUUGAGGGACCUUCAUACAGAUUAAUUUUAAAGAAAGAGAAGGCACAUGACAUGGAUAUAAACUGUGUCCGCUGGUGUCCUCAGGACCCGAGGAUGUUGGCAUCAGCAAGUGAUGAUGGCACAGUGAAAUUGUGGGAGCUGAGGGGGAAUGCACUGGAUUGAAUUUUGUUCUGUUUACUGUAUUAUAAUUAUAGUUCUAGGUUUGUGAACGAAAUGAGGCGUCUCCUUUGGGUUUUUGUUUUGCUUAACAAUGCUCUGUAGUUGUUAAUACUUCUAUCAUGAACUUGCGUGGUGAUUGUCUUUUAACAGAUUUUCCAUGCAAAGCUAUGAGCAUCUGUUAUCCAGCCAUAACAUGAAGAAAUUGCUUGUGUAUACAUUAUGGAACAACGCAAGUGUGCUCAUAUCAUUUACAAAUAAGCUAUUGAACAUUUUGUUACUCAA
This is a messenger RNA of Oryza sativa Japonica Group (Japanese rice), 1542 nucleotides long. RefSeq names its product protein CIA1. The record is from RefSeq and is a predicted model, not a curated record. Gene Ontology annotation, biological process: iron-sulfur cluster assembly. Gene Ontology annotation, molecular function: protein binding. Gene Ontology annotation, cellular component: cytosolic [4Fe-4S] assembly targeting complex. NCBI's taxonomy places the organism in Eukaryota, Viridiplantae, Streptophyta, Magnoliopsida, Poales, Poaceae.